Messenger RNA from Paramormyrops kingsleyae, 3376 nucleotides. The record is from RefSeq and is a predicted model, not a curated record. NCBI's taxonomy places the organism in Eukaryota, Metazoa, Chordata, Actinopteri, Osteoglossiformes, Mormyridae.
GUGUGUGGUCUUUGGCCAGAUGACGGACAGCUUCGUCCAGAGCAGUCGACCCUUAAACCUUACAGCCUUACGGAAUGUUACUCCCAGUUAUGCCAGCUCUGACAAUUGUCCUACCAUGCCUGGAGUGGAUAUCGAAUCCAUGAUGGCUAAUCGUGCCUAUUACUUUGUGGGGAUUGGAGUAGCAGUACUCAUUCUUGGAACAUUUCAAGUCAUGCUUUUCCUGCUGGCAGCUACCAGACAGACAAAAAGGAUCCGUGAGAGAUACUUCCAUUCAGUGAUCCACCAGCAAAUGGGAUGGUUUGACAUACAUCAGAUCGGAGUGCUAAUUACCAGAUUGACAGAUGAUAUUAACACAAUCAACGAGGGAUUGGGAGACAAGAUCUGUUUAUUCGUGCAGUAUUUCUGCACAUUCAUUGCUAGCAUCAUCAUUGGGUUCAUCAAAGGUUGGAAGCUGACCCUUGUUAUCCUAGCAGUCAGUCCUCUUCAUGCUGGAUCUGCUGCACUCUGGUCCACGAUCAUUGCCUCCCUGACCAGUAAGGAGCUUUCAGCAUAUGCCAAGGCUGGGGCAGUUGCUGAGGAAAUUCUUGUGGCUAUCAGGACAGUCGUGGCUUUCAAUGGGCAGAAGAAAGCAGUGGAGAAGUAUGAAUCUAACUUAGAGGAGGCCAAAAAUUUUGGGGUGAAGAAGGCUAUUGCAACCAAUGGAACAAUGGGACUCUCUCAGUUCUUUAUGUUGUCAACAUACGCCCUGGCCUUUUGGUAUGGAAGAAAGCUUACAGUCGACGAACCUGAAAACUACUCCAUUGGACAAGUUCUCACUGUGUUUUCUGCUGUGAUGAUCGCAACAUCAUCUCUGGGUCGAGGAAUUCCAAUCUUGGAGAGCAUAGCCAAGGCUCGUGGGGCGGCCUGUGAGAUCUACAAGACCAUCGACCUGCCACGUCCGAUUGACAGCAGCUCGAAGGAAGGUCACAAGCCAGAAACGGUGAAAGGAGACAUAGAAUUCAAGAACAUUCACUUCAGCUACCCAUCCAGGAAGGAUGUGAAAAUCCUACAGGGUGUGAAUCUGGUGGUCCCUCGUGGAAAGACCAUUGCCCUAGUGGGAGCCAGCGGCUGUGGAAAGAGCACCACCAUCCAGCUUCUGCAGCGCUUCUAUGACCCAGAUGCUGGAGAGAUCACUCUGGACGGCCAUGACAUCCGCACGCUCAAUGUGAAAUGGCUGAGGGAGAACAUCGGCAUUGUCAGCCAGGAGCCUGUGCUCUUCGGAACCACGAUUGCUGAAAACAUCCGCUACGGCUGGGAGAACGCCACGGACGAGGACAUCGAGCGUGCCGUGAAGGAGGCCAACGCCUACGAGUUCAUAUCUAAACUCCCUGAUAAGAUGAACACGAUGGUCGGGGAACGGGGGGCCCAGCUGAGUGGGGGGCAGAAGCAGAGGAUCGCCAUCGCCAGAGCCCUGGUGAAAAAUCCCAAAAUCCUGCUACUUGAUGAGGCCACCUCUGCUCUGGACACUCAGAGCGAGUCUAUUGUGGAGGCUGCCCUAGAUAAGGCACGGGCCGGCCGGACUACAAUAAUCAUCACUCACCGCCUGUCAACUAUCAAGACAGCCGACAUCAUCGCGGGCUUCAGUGACGGUGUGGUGACUGAGCAGGGAACCCACAGCCAGCUCAUAGCCUUGAAGGGGGUCUACUACUCAUUAGUCAUGCAGCAGGUAGCUACCAAGAUUCAAGCUCAACGUAAGGAAAACAAUGCAAGUGAGUCAAGUGAAGACGACUCGUUUGAUGAGGAGGAGGAGUCCUUUGAGGAGGAUCCAGACUUUGAAGAUAAUCAAAACAAUGACUUAGAAGAACAUGGCACAUCGCAGAACGUCUCUCUGAGGCGUACAGGCAGCUUCCGGCGGAGAUCUUCCAAGAAGAAGAAGAAGAAGAAGAAGAAGUUUCUCAAGAAACCUGCAGAUAAGGAGAAUAAGGAGGAGAAGGUCCCAGAAGUUCCAUUCAAAAGAAUUUUAGCUUUGAAUAAGCCGGAGUGGCCUUACCUGCUGAUUGGGAUGCUUGCCAGUUUAGUGGGCGGAGCCGUCUAUCCCUGCGUCUCUAUUAUCUUUGCAAAAAUAAUUGGCGUCUUUGCUGAAACUGACCCAGAAGUGAAACGGCAGAAAACCAUGAUGCUUUCAUUGCUUUUACUUCUGAUUGCUGUAGUCGCAUUCGUGAUGUACUUCGUACAGGGUUUCAUGUUUGGCAAAUCAGGAGAACUUCUGACAAUGAGACUGAGAAGUCAGUGUUUCAGAGCCAUGAUGGGGCAGGAAAUCGGCUGGUUUGAUGACAGCAGAAAUGCGGUGGGAGUUUUAACUACUAAACUGGCAACCGAUGCUUCACUGGUCAAAGGGGUAGCAGGAUCCAGACUAGGCCUGGUUACGAACACCAUAUGCGCUCUGACCAUCGCCAUCGUCGUGGCCUUCAUCUACUGCUGGCAGCUCACACUCCUCGUACUCGUCUGCGUGCCUUUCCUCUCGGGAGCCAACUUCAUACAGAUGAGGCCUACUGUUAGCUAUGCUUCUACAGGCCAGAAUGCCCCAGAACAUUCUGGAAAGAUCACCACAGAGACAGUUGAGAACUUCAGGACAGUUGUGUCCUUGUCACAAGAAGAAGUAUUUUUCCAGAGAUUCAAAGAUAGUUUGAGUUCUUCAUACAAGACUGCUCUACGUAGUGCCCCCACCUAUGGAAUAACCUACGCCCUUGCUCAAGUCACCCGGUACUUUGUCAACGCUGCGAUUUUCCGUUUCGGCGCGUGGCUUAUAGCACAAUGCUACACGCAUUACGAGAAUGUUUUUCUUGUGUACUACGCCAUUCUCUUUACUGCUAUGAAUGUUGGAUACUUAACCAGUUUCCCUACGGAUUUUACGAAAGCAAAGGCAUCUGCACGGCGAAUAUUAGCCUUGCUGGAGAGGAAGCCUGAGAUCGACAUUUACAGUGAGAAGGGCGACAUGCCUGAAGCGGCCAAGAGUGCCAAUAUCCAUACCUUUAUCCAGAGUCUUCCAGAGACAUACAGCACCAGGGUAGGGGACAAAGGUGCCCAGCUGUCUGGGGGGCAGAAGCAGAGGAUUGCUAUCGCCCGGGCACUAGUGCGUCACCCAAAGGUGCUGCUGCUGGACGAGGCCACCUCCGCACUGGACACCGAGAGCGAAAAGAUCGUGCAGCAGGCUCUGGACAAGGCGCGGCUCGGUCGCACCUGUGUGGUCAUCGCCCACCGUCUCUCCACCAUCCAGAACGCAGACACCAUCGCCGUCAUCCAGAAUGGAAGGGUGGUCGAACAAGGAACGCACAGCGAACUCAUGCAGAGAGAGGGGGCCUAUUACGCCCUAGUAAAUGCCCAGGUGUCUCACUGA